UGUACAAAGUACAGAUUCCUAGGCGAGACGUCAAAAACCUGUCAGUACUUGAGAACUGCUGGUAAAAGGUAGUUGAAGGGGCAUUUGAAGUGAAUGUGGUUUGGUUGAUUCAAUAUGAAAAACCCAUCUGAACGCACAUUGGUUGUCAUCGGCAACCCUGGGGCUAUAUCAUGGGCUGCCCUGGAAGGAGGCGAAGAGAAGCCCCUGGGGACCACCAGACUCUGGGUUACUACAGGCACCAUCUCAGGACGCCCCCUCUCUGUGGUAAACAUGCCUGGUGCAGUAACCACCACCCAGAGCCAGGGGGCGCUACAGGACUGGGCUAUGGAGUGUCUGUCCCUGUCUGAGUGUUCCAAGGGGAUCCACUCUUUUCUCCUGGUGGCGCCGUUGGGUCGUCUCACAGAGCAGGAGAGAAGAGGGGCUCAAUGCAUCCGAAGGAUGUUCGGAGAGAAGGCCCAUGGCUUCACUCAGGUCCUCUUUACCUACGAGCUGGAGCAGAAGGAUAGUCUUGAGGAUCUACUGAAGGAGAGAGAGGCCCAGAGGCUGGUUGAGGAGUGCAGGGGACGUUUUCACGUCUGCCCAAAGAGCAUUGGUGAAGAGCUGGAAGUCACAGGGUUACUGGGAAAGGUCGACUCCAUUUUGGAUCAGGGAACAGACCCCUGCUACACCGUGGAGAUGCACCAAGAAGCUCAACCGCUAUUGGUGGAGUUUAGGGAGCAGCUUAAGGGCCUAUUGGAUGGCUUUAUCAGACUUAAGGAAAGGAUCAAUGAAAGGGAGAGAAUGCAAGUGAAUGUGGAGAAUUUGGAACACAGGAUCUUCAGAGAGAAGCUAGCGAGGCUUCAAGAUGAGCUCUUGUUGAAGCAGAUGGAGAAAGAAAGAGACAGUGGCAUGGAGGUAGAGGCACUGAGCUUUAUAUAUGAGUUGGACAGGUUAGUUGACAAGCUUGCCCUAAAAAGAGUGAGAGCAGUCGAGGAGGACCAUAAGAGCAGAGAGGGCGUGCAGAGGUUUAGGGAGGAGUUGGGGAGGAUGGUGGAUGAAAUGGUUACCAAUCAGAAACACAAGCAUAGACAGAUGUGUCGGGAGAAGGGAGAAGAAGAGUGGGAGCUUCAGAACUUCAGGGAACAGCUAGAAAGACUGAAAAACAACAUGAAAAAGACAGAGAAGAGAGGGAACAGGAAAGAGAAGGAAGGAGUUUGUGAAGGGGACAGGAAAGAGAAGGGAGGGAAGGAGUUUGUGAAGGGGGCAGGAAAGAGAAGGGAGGGAAGGAGUUUGUGAAGGGGGCAGGAAAGGGGGAUGAAGGAGAGAGAGAUUCCAGAGGGAAGCACAGAGGGAGGGUUUGACAUGGGUCAACAGUUUAAAGGAAUGAUGCAGAAGUUGGGGAAUAUCGGGAAUAUCAGGAAAAAGAGGAGAGGAGCUUGGAGGAAAGGAACAUGUGAUUAAAAGGGUGCUGGAAAUUAUCUAUAGAUUCUAGCUAUUGGCUACAUUAAUUUAAUACAUUAUUUUUUAUGGAUGACAUUCUAUGAUGCAUUUUAAACAAAUCAAUGAAUGUUGAUGAUAUUGUGUGUCAGGUUGUUGCAUGAUUAACUGUUAAAUAUGUGUUACUAAUUCAUCAUAGGACUAGAGAAUAAACAAAUAACUUUA
This is a messenger RNA of Oncorhynchus kisutch (coho salmon), 1641 nucleotides long. Its product is annotated as GTPase IMAP family member 4-like. Gene Ontology annotation, molecular function: GTP binding. Lineage: Eukaryota; Metazoa; Chordata; Actinopteri; Salmoniformes; Salmonidae. The coding region runs from base 115 to 1275 and encodes 386 amino acids. The record is from RefSeq and is a predicted model, not a curated record. The transcript is spliced from 3 exons.